Linnemannia hyalina is the source of this 5523-nucleotide messenger RNA. The record is from the annotation of a GenBank genome assembly. NCBI's taxonomy places the organism in Eukaryota, Fungi, Mortierellomycota, Mortierellomycetes, Mortierellales, Mortierellaceae.
AUGUCCUCCUCGUCACCCCAGGGCAAUUCGCCUUCACCCCCUCCCGCGCCUUCCUCCGCUCCUCUAGGACAUCCGGAAAUAACUGUCGAUGGGCAUCGUGUCCUUUCUCAACUCGAGAACACCGCACCGCUUGGACGUGCGUCGUCAAAGUCGAGUGACAUUCCGACAAUCGCUCAAGGAUUGGCCACCAUCCAGCCCGGACCAGCCAGCUCGUUGAACCACCUUGGUCAUCGCACCACAAGGGAUGUUGCCGCGGACGUUGAUCAUGGACCAGGUGACACCAGUGAUGCCAAGUCGGUAUCCUCGGGCCGUUCGUCGAAGUCUGGAUUCAGGAAACGUUUGUCGAGAUUUUUCAAGGGAGACCCCAAAGUCAAGGACACUGUUCCCGCAUCGGGAGCCUCAUCAGCGCCUGUUGCGCUCGUUAGAACUGAGGAACACGUCCAGUCUGCCGCACCUGACCGUAACGCCGUGCCUGUCUCGUUGGGACUACACUCACCAGCACAUUCCGCUGAAAUGUCGUCCACGCUACCCAUUAUCCCAGCUGCCCAUCCGCAACCGAAUAUUGCUGCAAAUGGAACCCUCCGCGUAAACAUUUUCCCUGAAAACGUUAUCAAACCAAUCUACAAAGCCGACUUACCCAAGCCGCAUGCUCGUGUUGACAGGACCCCGCAGCUUGUGUACUGUUACAGUCUCCUCUCCAAGGCUCAAGAACCGUUGCAACCAACCACGGACAGCGAUGUCUCUCAGGAUUACCCCCUCGACGACAAGGAGAAAGGAUGGGUUCAGCUUGUUGAUCCCGUCUUGCAGGACCGAUAUCGAUGGCUUGUCGAGCAGUUGGUCAGAGCGUUCGCUGACAAUACACUCAAGACAUCUGAUGUGGUCACCGAGAUCGUUCUUGUUGGUCCCGUUCUUGACCGCGAAACCUACCGCAGCUUGCUCUCAUGCUUCAUCUCCAACUUUGAGCAGACAACAGCGCUGGAUGUCACUCUGCUCCAGGGUCUUGUGCAACUAGUUGAGUGCGCCCCAUCUGGAUACCUUGUCGACGAUGAUCUGGUUAGGAUCGCCACUGUUCUCUCCAAGGAGCUGUCGAUUACCCACAUUGGCACGAGCGACCACCCCUUGCACCUGACAUUGUCGCUCGCUCGAGUCCUUGAUGUGAUGGUGGCUGGCAAGGUCAAGGACCUGAACCGUGAACGAGACCAUCAGCCGAUGCUGCAGCUCUUGGACGGUCUGAAGGACAGCGACAAUGUUGUUCAGAAGUACGAGGCAAUCUAUGCCUACCAGGCUCUCCAGUAUGCACCCGACGACGAGACUCCGCUCCAAGUGUUGUGGAGAUAUGGCAAGGUUGCAGCAGCAGGCGCAGGUGCAGUGUCGAGUGCUUUCAAGUUGGAUCCAGAGGGACUCCUCAAAGGCAUCGAGAGUCUUCAAGAGAUCGGUGCAGCGGCUGUUGGAGCAGUCAGCACAGGAGUUGAGGUCGUCGAGGCCCUUCGUGUCGGUGCUGAUGGGGCCGCCCGCGCAUCAGAGAACAAGUUCGACUUUAUGAAGAAGCGGUCGUGGUAUCUCGCCCUUCAAGGAACGGCUCUCUUCAUCCACCAGGGACGACUUUCGGACUUUAACCUAGUCGUCAGCCAGGCGCCUUGCCGCAACAACGCCAACUUUCAGUGGGGGAUUUGUCGCCAGCUUGGAGAGAUUGCAGUCGACCCGCUCUGGGAUGUUCAUGUCCGCCAGCAGGCCGUCGACUUUCUGGGUGAACUAUACAGAAGCGGCUCUGACUGGAAACCGCAUGUCGAUGUCAAGCGCUGGAUCCUCACCAUCCUCAUCCAGAUCUCGGGAAUAUCGGAUGUCUCUGUCAAGGAUCGUGCUGUUGCUUUGUUGCUAGACCUGAAGAAGGAUGAUACCACCGAGUUUCUUGGCUCUUUUUCGCUAAGCAGACGCCUCCCCCUGCCAACAGCCUCUCCACUUCUCGCCCAAGUCCAAGAGAUCAUCAAAGUCGAAUAUGACCUGCACGUCUUGAGGUUGAUGAGAAUUGACGACUACAGGCAGGCAGUUUACAUCGACCCCAUGGCCAAACUCAACCUCCAAGACACGGACGACCAUCUGUUCCCUCUCAUGGACAAGGUCAAGGACUUUCUUGCCAGCGACACUCAGGUCAUGCUUGUUCUUGGCGACUCGGGAGCGGGUAAAUCGACAUUUAAUCGUCACUUGGAACACGAGCUCUGGCAGGAGUACAAGGCAGGAGGCCGCAUCCCGCUUUUCAUCAAUUUGCCAUCCCUCGAGCGACCAGAGAGAGAUUUGGUUGCGGAGCAAUUGAGGACCUACAACUUUUUGGAGGACCAGAUUCGUGAGUUGAAGCUGCACCGCCAAUUCGCAUUGAUCUGUGAUGGAUACGACGAGAGCCAACUUACAGUCAAUUUGCAUACCACCAACUUCUUCAACCAGUAUGGACAGUGGAGCGUCAAGUUGCUUAUUACCUGCCGCACGCAGUAUCUCGGACGUGAUUAUCGGAGUCGCUUUGAGCCCAAGACGGUGGAUCGGUCUGCUCGCGUCGCCAACGAUCUUUUCCAACAAGCCGUCAUCUCUCCGUUCAGCAGGGAGCAGAUCGAAGACUAUGUAGAGCAUUAUGUUCCUCUCGAGCCGCGCACCUGGGUCAAGAAGGACUACAUGGACAAGCUGGAGGCUAUCCCCAAUCUGAUGGAUCUUGUUAGAAACCCAUUCCUCCUUACCUUGUCACUGGAGGCCCUUCCUACGGUCGUGCAAGGGAAAUUCGACCUCUCCAGGCUUCGAAUCACUCGCGCGGAACUGUACGACACCUUUGUGGUGCAUUGGAUGGCAGUCAACAAGCGUCGCCUGCAGGAUCAACAUUUGAGCGAGAGCAGUCAGACAGCACUUGACUUCCUCUGUGAUGACGGGUUCGAGCGCAACGGUAUUCUGUACCAGAUGGAUCUGGCGGCCUCAAUCUUUCAGAAGCAGGAUGGCAGACCUGUCGUUAAGUACACUCAUUUGAGAGAUAGGAACACAUGGAAGGCUCAGUUCUUUGGCGUUGAUCCUGAGAGGGCGCUCCUUCGAGAUUCCAGCCUGCUGAGUCGUACCGGCAACCAAUAUCGCUUUGUCCACCGCUCCGUGUUGGAAUACUUUUUCUCUUGCACCAUCUCUGGGCCUAUCAAGGAGCAUGAUGAAUUUGAUCCGCCUAUCCAUUUCGAUUCCUCCGCCAUCUCACCCACCAUCAACACCCAUCCAUUGUCCCAGAAGGACCUUGCCGUAGAGCUCUCGAUCGUCCAAUUUCUGGCGGAGCGCGUGCAGCUGGAUUCUGGAUUCAAGAACGAGCUUCUCGCCAUCGUUGAGCAAUCCAAGACCGACGACCAAGCAGCUCGAGCCGCAGCGAACGCCAUCACGAUCUUGGUCAAGGCAGGAGUACGAUUCAACGGAGCCGAUCUUCGGGGUAUUCGAGUUCCUGGAGCGGACAUGUCUGGUGGAGAGUUCGACUCGGUACAACUGCAGGAGGCUGACUUGACGGAGGUCAACUUCACCAAGAGCUGGAUUCGUCAGGCUGACUUCACCAAGGCGCAGAUGAAGGGAGUUCGGUUCGGGGAGAUGCCGUAUUUGAAGGAGAGUAGCGAAGUACACUCGUGCGCCUAUUCACCUGACGGAACAUCUCUCGCUGCAGGUCUUAAGGGAGGAGAUAUCAACAUUUACGACACCUCCACAUGGGCAACGACUCACACUUUUGAAGGGCAUCGAGGCGUUGUUAGGAGCAUUGCCUAUUCGCUAACCAGACCCCAACUCCUUUCCGGCAGCUACGAUAGUACAGUACGAUUGUGGGACUGCGAGAGUGGGUCGUGCAUUUUUGUGCUGGAGGGGCAUACCAACGAAGUCUGGACUGUAGCGUUUUCACCCUCUGGCAAGCAGGUCGCUUCGGCUGGGGAGGACAAGACUGUAAGGCUAUGGGAUGUUCAGACAGGCGCCAAUCUAUUCAACCUGACCGGUCACACGAAGUGGAUUCCUAGCAUUUCCUACUCGCCUGAUGGACAUGCAGUUGUGUCUGUUGGCGACGAUAGGAUGAUCCGGUUCUUUGACACACAGACUGGACAGCCAGGAGAAGUCUGGGAGAGUCAAAGUGGAGAAAUGUGGAGCGUCGCAUACUCUCCCGGAGGCCUAGAGAUCGCCGUCGGGCUUCGUAACGGCGAGUUACUGCUCUACAAUACCACUACCGGCAAGCCAACGAGGAGUUGGAAGGCUCAUGACGAAAGAGUCGCGGGUGUGAGCUUUUCGCCCAACAGCCAGUGGGUCGCCACAUGCAGUGAUGACAGCACGGUGAAGGUCUGGAAUGCAGCAACAGGAUCGGUCCUUUCUGUCUUUACCGGUCGUUCUCUUCUCUACCAUGUAGCCUUUUCGCCGAACGGACUUCAGCUUGCCUCAUGUAGUUCUGACUGCACCAUUCGAAUCUGGGAUGUGAGCUCGUUGGGUACAGGUGUGGACGUGGAGGGCGGAUCCGACCCGUUGACGAGCGUACUCUUUUCUCCGGACGGUCGAGUUCUCUUCUGUGGCACCAAGCUGGGAACUGUACGACAGUAUGAUGCAGAAUCUGGUGAGUCCGGACGUACCAUUGUUUGCGGAGACAAACCUGUGGAGUGCCUAGCGGUCUCCCCGGAUGGUCGUCGAAUCGCGUCAGUUGGAAAGGAAGACAGUGUCGUCACUGUAUGGAACAUUGGAACAGGUCAAGCCGAUGUUGCCUUGCGCGGUCACACAGAAGAGGUGACCGCCAUGGCCUUUUCAGCCGACAGCCGCUGGAUUGCCACCGGCAGCGAGGACAAGACAGUGAGACUUUGGGACGCUCACUCAGGGAUACUCGACCGCGUGCUUGAAGGCCAUACCCGGGUAAUUAAUUGUUUGGUAUUCUCGCCGGACAGCCAUCGAAUUUUGUCGGGAAGUUGGGAUGCAACUAUUCGAGCCUGGGAUUUGGACAGUCGCGAGUGUAGAGUCGUUGUGGAUGCUGGCGGUGGUGUAGAACUUUGGACAAUAUCAACUUCAUCCGAUAGCUUGAGGGUUGCUUCAAACGCCUUUUUGGGGAACGCUGCCAAGCUUUGGAACACGGAUAGCUGGCUUCCCCAACAAAGUCUAGAGCUAGGCUACCACCACGUACAAUGCAUUGCAUUCUCGUCCUGUGGGCAAUGGGUAGGCGUAGGCUGUCUCCGUUCGGUUCAGCUCUGGAAUUUCGUCGCUUACACAUCGGCGGAAGGAAGAGGAGGAGGAGGAAAGUGGAAGUGUUCGGUGCGUAUCCUAGAUAUCCUCAGUUAUGUCGCCAGCUUUGCUUGGAAACCUGACACCCUGGAGUUUAGCAUCGCAUGCGAGAAUGGGUUUCUUCAAGUGUGGAGAUUGGUGGAGACGUCGGCGUCGCCGGAUGCAUGGUCGGCCCAGUUGGUUCGGAGCACUGGAAAUCCUGUGCUAGCUGCCUCGGAUGCUGUUUUUGUCGAUGCUGUUGGUCUCUCCACAGUCAAUCAGAAAUUGCUCAAGCAGCGCGGCUAG